Messenger RNA from Cyphellophora attinorum, 627 nucleotides. RefSeq lists its product as uncharacterized. Gene Ontology annotation, cellular component: preribosome, small subunit precursor; 90S preribosome; nucleolus. Lineage: Eukaryota; Fungi; Ascomycota; Eurotiomycetes; Chaetothyriales; Cyphellophoraceae. The coding region runs from base 1 to 627 and encodes 208 amino acids. The record is from RefSeq and is a predicted model, not a curated record. Gene Ontology annotation, biological process: maturation of SSU-rRNA from tricistronic rRNA transcript (SSU-rRNA, 5.8S rRNA, LSU-rRNA). The transcript has a single exon.
AUGGCGCCCACCCAGCCAGACCAUCGCACAGCGCGCCCCGCCAAAUCGAUCCUCAAGUCAUCCGACAAACCAAUCAUAGCCACGAAGUCGAAGCCCAAACCAGUGGCCCCAGAAUCUCUCUUUCCAAAUACCAAAGCCGACAAGCGCCGCAUAAAACAUGCCAACCUCAUCUCAAAGGUCCACAAGUCCUCUGCAGCCGCCAGCAAGAACGCCAAACGCCAAAGGCGGCCAAACAAGAAAUUAGUCGCAACUCUCGACUCACUUGCAGAUGCAUUGCCUGACGCUGAUGACUCGCCAGCCUCGGAAGGAGCAGUGGGAGGUGCUGUCACUAUAAGAGACGGCGCUGAUGUCGUCGAUCAGGUCAACGUAAUCCGGAGGAAGAGUAUGAAGAGCAAACCGGGAGCGCUGAAGCGGAAGCAAGCACUGGACAAUCAGGAGCGGGCGAGGUGGGCGAAGAAUUUGGCGCAGUUGAGCGCGCCUGAUAAUAGGGCGAGCGCAGGCGGGAAUGGUCAUGAUGCAGCGGCGGUGCCGGUGGUCGGGAGCACGCAGGACAGGUGGGCGGCGUUAAGGGGCUUUAUUGGGCAGACGCUCGAGCGACGGGCGGAUGUGGUCGCGAGCAAGGGCUGA